Molecule: messenger RNA, 551 nt
Organism: Coniophora puteana RWD-64-598 SS2
Lineage: Eukaryota; Fungi; Basidiomycota; Agaricomycetes; Boletales; Coniophoraceae
Product: Nop10 family nucleolar RNA-binding protein
Exons: 3
Coding region: 69-263 (64 amino acids)
Biological process (GO): ribosome biogenesis; snRNA pseudouridine synthesis; rRNA pseudouridine synthesis
Cellular component (GO): box H/ACA telomerase RNP complex; box H/ACA snoRNP complex
Molecular function (GO): telomerase RNA binding; box H/ACA snoRNA binding
Source: RefSeq, a predicted model, not a curated record
CGUCCUUGCGAUCUCCUCGCGCCAUCCACUAUCGAAACCCGAAAGGAAGCUCAUUUGUAUAGCCCACCAUGCAUUUGAUGUACACAUUGGACGAGAGCGGGAGCAGAAUAUACACUCUCAAGAAAGUUACUGAUGCUGGACACAUCACAAAAUCUGCGCACCCUGCGCGUUUCUCGCCGGAUGACAAGUUUUCACGUCACCGUGUAACGAUCAAAAAGCGCUACGGCGUUCUUCUUACACAACUCCCCAGCAAGCCCAUGUAACCACCCCUUUGGAUCGCAGUCCCGCUGGGUACAAGCGGCGACUGUGCUCUAGCGUGUGGCACAGGCGAUGUUAUUCCUGGUCCCGAGGCUUCCGUUCCCAUCGAUGCUGCUGUAGUCUGCUGUAGUCCUCAGGCACGCUGGCAGCGAGAACGGAGCGGUAUGAUGGGCCCGGGUUUUGCUAUUGCGCAUGUUCUAAUGUUAUUGCUAUGCAUGCUUUGUGUAUGUCGAAGAUGUGUAUUUUUAGGUGAAACCUUUCACGUGAAGCUUGCGCAUGCUGCAAACGCACAC